Messenger RNA from Periophthalmus magnuspinnatus, 873 nucleotides. It is a transcript of the gene smim20, whose product is annotated as small integral membrane protein 20. Gene Ontology annotation, biological process: mitochondrial respiratory chain complex IV assembly. The record is from RefSeq and is a predicted model, not a curated record. The transcript is spliced from 3 exons. The coding region runs from base 68 to 277 and encodes 69 amino acids. Gene Ontology annotation, cellular component: mitochondrial inner membrane. NCBI's taxonomy places the organism in Eukaryota, Metazoa, Chordata, Actinopteri, Gobiiformes, Gobiidae.
CCUCUACACCGGAUAUAAUAUAAACACUGCACAUUUCAGAGCGUUUUGACAUCUUGUGAACUCUACAAUGUCUAAAAAUACACGAAUAGCGCUCAUAUUUGGAGGUUUUGUAACGGCGGUGGCGGCUGCGUUUUAUCCAAUUUUUAUCCAUCCUCUGACGCACAAAGAUGAGUACAGGGCAGUGCAAAAAGUGAAUCGAGCGGGAAUCAAUCAGGCGGAUGUCCAGCCAGUGGGGCUGAAGGUAUGGUCUGACCCAUUCAAACCUGCAGAAAAAUGAACUCUCACCAAAUCCUCCUUAUUGCAGAAGCUUGAGUUAGGUUGAAAAAUGUAUCAUAUUUAAAUGCUUUGUGUUUUAAUGCCAGAGUUUUUGACUGCUGUGUGUAAAUACAAAUAAAGGAUUUUUAUAAUGAACAUUCCUUUUUUUUCCAUAAAUAAUCAUUUACCAAUUCUCACCACAAGAGGGCACUCACGGUCUUUCUGUUGAUGGAGUCCUUCAACCCGCUCAUUGUUUUGUCAGUGCAUCUUGGAUAUUUUGGAAAAAAGGAUUUGCGUUUUCAAAGGUUCUGUCCUGGAAUGCAGUCUGUUGGAAAUUAUGUAAAAACACACUGUUAUGUUUAUGUAUCCCAUUGACAAGAAUCACUUCUGACGUUUUAUUUUGAUUUUGUUGACAUGAGAGUCGUAAAAUGGCUUCAACAGAACAGGGACAAUGUCCAGUAAGAGGAGGAUUGGAAACAGUAAAGAGAUGGAGUUACGUGAGGACAAAACACUUUGGUCAAUACAAAUCCUUUUGUAAUUUGGACAGGAGCACAGGUGAUGAGAAGUUUUGUGUACUGCUUGAGUAACUGUUGUAAAUAUUUAUUCUGAAACACACCC